Molecule: messenger RNA, 549 nt
Organism: Alternaria hordeiaustralica
Lineage: Eukaryota; Fungi; Ascomycota; Dothideomycetes; Pleosporales; Pleosporaceae
Exons: 2
Coding region: 1-549 (182 amino acids)
Source: RefSeq, a predicted model, not a curated record
AUGCGCAAUCCCCCCACCGCCAGGAGUCAGCCAAUGCUCAUGCCGAAGGGACAGACUGGACGGAGUUCUCGCAAUCUCAAAGACAAAACUAAGAGCCCACGUUUGAAUGGAGCCGAUCUGUACGUCGUAAGACUGGGCUGGCAGUGUGCGCCGAAGGUGUGCUGCGAAGAGCCAGACGAAGACGCCGCGACGCUACUUCCAUCACGCCCUGCCACAGGUUCAUUGCACGAGGAGCUCACCAGUCCAGAGCCGGCGAGGCCAGCACGCACCAAGCACCCGCCGCCUCCAAAAAAGGACGAGAAGCAACCGACCGUCCUGGCUUCGCGACCCUGCUACCGAUGCAUAUCGUACAUGUCAUCUGUGGGCAUCAAACGCGUUUUCUGGACCGAUGACAAGGGAGGUUGGGAGGGCGCAAAGGUGCGUGAUCUGGUCGAUGCGCUUGACAACAUGGGGUCGCAGUCGCCCACUGAUGCUUCGGUGGGACUUAACAGCGUCUUCGUCACAAAACACGAGGUGCUGAUGCUGCGCAGGAUAAUGGGGAAUAGCUAA